GGAGGCUUCAGUGAUCUGGAUCGUAGAAGAGAACAAGAAAGAGGUUUAGUGAGUUUUGGUUUAAGUUCGGAGGAGGAAGACAAUGAUGAUGAACAGUAACAACGGUAACAUCAACAGUAUGGGACAGUUUGGAGAUACGACGCUGACAAAGGUGUUCGUUGGAGGACUAGCUUGGGAGACUCAGAAGGAGACCAUGAGAGAACACUUCGAGAAGUACGGCGAGAUCUUGGAGGCCGUCAUCAUCUCCGACAAGGUUACGGGCCGUUCCAAGGGUUAUGGAUUCGUGACGUUCAAGGAGGCUGAAGCGGCGAAAAAGGCGUGCGAGGAUGCGACACCGGUAAUCAACGGGCGCAGAGCCAACUGCAACCUCGCCUCGCUUGGUGCUCGUCGCCCUAGAUCUAACUCUUCCUCUUCCAUUCCUCAAACCCAAGGGGCUCGUCUCGAACAACAGCAGCAGCCACAACAAGGAUCUAACGCUGGACCAAGAUCCACGUCAUCAGCACCUGCAACUCCAGUGCAGUGGUACUACCCGGCAAGGACCCCGGCUUCUCCCUACCACAAUCACCAUCAACUUAACCAUCAGGCCGUUCCUUUCUAUGGGUACUCUCCCGCCUACAUCGCGGCUGAUUUUGGUUACAAUCCGAAACUAAGCUAUACUGGAGGUUCGUACGUGAACGGAGCUCACUACUCGCCGCAGGUGUACCCAGGAGGACAAGGGAUGGUGAACGCCGCAAAUACAGUGAUGCCAGUGUACCCUUUCUACCAUUUCCAUCAAUCGCAGCCAAUGGGAGUGCAUGCUCACAUGUUCCCUCCCACAACAGCGGGGCCCAUCACUACCGUUCCUACUCUCAUCUCCAAGCCUCCUGCCAUGGCUCCUAAUGCAGUUUGUUUGACUGUGGAGUAGGUACAGGGAGGUAAGGGCAAGUAUGAGAAAAGGAGGUCCAAAAUUCUUAAAAGAAAGUUCUAAAUAAC
This is a messenger RNA of Telopea speciosissima, 972 nucleotides long. RefSeq names its product probable RNA-binding protein ARP1. Gene Ontology annotation, molecular function: RNA binding. The transcript is spliced from 6 exons. The record is from RefSeq and is a predicted model, not a curated record. NCBI's taxonomy places the organism in Eukaryota, Viridiplantae, Streptophyta, Magnoliopsida, Proteales, Proteaceae. The coding region runs from base 83 to 904 and encodes 273 amino acids.